This is a messenger RNA of Closterium sp. Naga37s-1, 4179 nucleotides long. The record is from the annotation of a GenBank genome assembly. NCBI's taxonomy places the organism in Eukaryota, Viridiplantae, Streptophyta, Zygnematophyceae, Desmidiales, Closteriaceae.
AUGAGUUCGUGUGAUGAGCGGCACAUGGGGGCCGUGCCGGGAGCAGUGGCGAUGCGUGAGGCGGAUAGGUUGGUGGAGGAGGGGCGGGGAGAGGUGGAGUGGAAGGGUACAUGUGGGCGGUGGGAGCGAUUCUCAGGCGAGGCUCUCUGCCGGGCGAUAGCAGGGCGCAACGUGAUGGUGGUGGGGGACUCGCUGAGCCUGCAGCUGGCGCACGCCCUGCGUUACAACGUGCGCGUGGGCGCGGAGGACCCCAAGGAGCGCGUGCGGCGCGGACGCAUCUCGGUGCUGUGCAAAUGGAUGCGGGGCGCGUCGUACUCCCCGUGGCUGUCGCUGCAGCGCUGCUGGACCGCUGUGCUGUGCGGGGAUGUGGGGGGGAGAAGGGAAGGGGAUGGGCAAGGGAGGUCGGGGAUUGAUAUUGGGGAGAGGGUGGGGAUGCGGAGGGGAGGAGCGAGAACAGCAGCAGCAGCAGCAGCAGGAGCGGCAUGGCUCACCAAGCGCGUGCAGGGCUCGUGGGUGGACGAUCUGCGGGGGGAGAACGUGUCGAUUCUGAUUGUCAACCGCGGCGCGCACUUCACUCCGCACGAGUCGUUCGCCUGGGAGGUUUCCGGGCAGCUGGCUUGGCUGAGAGAGCAGUUUCCGGAUCUGCUGAUUGUUGUGCGCGGGACGCCGGCGGGGCAUAGGGAGUGCAUGCGUUACGACCGUCCCUUGGAAAAGAAGGUUGGAAAGGAUAAUUCGAGUGAUAGUGAUAGGCGUGCCAUUAUAAUGGCUGCAGAGGAGGAGUUACGGCCGGUAGAGGCGAAUAAAGACGUGGCCGAAGCGGGAGAAGCCGCAGAGGAGAUGAAAGCGGUCGAUGGGGCGUCGGAGGAUGGGCAGGAGGACGACGGGAGCGAGGAUUUCAACAAACUGAUUCCGGAUUCCGAUUCGUCAGAUUCGGAAGCGAGUGAAGGGGAGGGGGGAAGCGACGAGGAGGAGGAGGAGGAAGAGGGAAGGGGCGAGAAGCGAGAGGGUGCGUCUGGAGCCAGUCUGGCAGCGGCGCAAGCUCAAGCGGAGAGAAAAUCCGCAUUGCAGGCGGCGCGAUUGGCGCGCGAGCAGAAGCGCGCAGAUGCAGCGGCGGAGCGGAAGGAGCGGCGCGCGCUGAAGGACCUGUUGCGGCGGCCGUGGGAGGCGGGGGAAGCCGGCGGGGGAGAUGGCGGAGAGGAUGGGGGGAAAGAGGAGGAGGUGCAGGGGAGUGAUGCUGAGGAAGAGGAGGGGGAGGAGGGGGAGGAGGGGGAGGAGGGGGAGGAGGGUUCAGAAGGCGAGGGGGAUGAUGAGGAAGAGGAGGAGGAAGAUGAGGAAGAGGAAGGAGAGGAGGGAGAAGAGGGAGAGGAGGAAGAUGAAGAGGAAGAGGGCGAGGAGAGCGAAGAGGAAGGGGAGGCAGAAGAAGGGGAGGAGGGGGAGGAGCGAGAGGGGCGGGAGGGCGAUGGCGCGGGUCAUGCGGCGGAGGAGAGCGACUCCUCGGAGGACGAGGUGCGCCCGCUCUCCCCCUCCCACUCUCCCCCCCUCCCACUCUCCCCCCCUCCCACUCUCCCGCCCUCCCACUCUCCCGCCCUCCCACUCUCCCGCCCUCCCACUCUCCCGCCCUCCCACUCUCCCGCUCUCCCACUCUCCCGCCCUCCCGCUCUCCCCCUCCUUCUCCCUCUCCCGCCCCGCCCUCUCUCCCCAACUCCCACUCUCCCGCCCUCCCACUCUCCCGCCCUCCCACUCUCCCGCCCUCCCACUCUCCCGCCCUCACGCUCUCCCGCUCUCCCCCUCCUCCCUCUCCCGCCCUCCCACUCUCCCGCUCUCCCACUCUCCCGCCCUCCCACUCUCCCGCCCUCCCACUCUCCCGCCCUCCCACUCUCCCGCCCUCCCACUCUCCCCCUCUCCCACUCUCCCGCCCUCCCGCUCUCCCCCUCCUUCUCCCUCUCCCGCCCCGCCCUCUCUCCCCAACUCCCACUCUCCCGCCCUCCCACUCUCCCGCCCUCCCACUCUCCCGCCCUCCCACUCUCCCGCCCUCCCACUCUCCCGCCCUCACGCUCUCCCGCUCUCCCCCUCCUCCCUCUCCCGCCCUCCCACUCUCCCGCCCUCCCACACUCCCGCCCUCCCACUCUCCCGCCCUCCCACUCUCCCGCCCUCCCACUCUCCCGCCCUCCCACUCUCCCGCUCUCCCACUCUCCCGCCCUCCCGCUCUCCCCCUCCUUCUCCCUCUCCCGCCCCGCCGUCUCUCCCCAACUCCCACUCUCCCGCCCUCCCACUCUCCCGCCCUCCCACUCUCCCGCCCUCCCACUCUCCCGCCCUCACGCUCUCCCGCUCUCCCCCUCCUCCCUCUCCCGCCCUCCCACUCUCCCGCCCUCCCACUCUCCCGCCCUCCCACUCUCCGCCCCUCCCACUCUCCACCCCUCCCACUCUACCGUUCCUUCUCGUCCCCUAGCCCCUUCUCCUGCCCGCACUCCCAUUCUUCCCCCCUUCACAGGGGCAACACGAUACACUCAAAAGCCUUCACGGGGGCAACACGGUGGGCAAGGCCCCUCUGGGAAGGUACAAGGAGGAGGCGGCACGAUGAGUUGCGAGUCCCUCUCACCCUUUUCCUUUCCCCACCCCCUUUCACCCCCACGGGCCAAUGUCUUCCCCGCCUUGCUCCCCUUCCCCUUCCCCUCCUACCCUCCAGCGCCCAUCGCGCAACACGGUGGGCAAGGUGCCUCUGGAGUGGUACAAGGAGGAGGGGCAUAUUGGCGCCCAUCGCGCAACACAGUGGGCAAGGUGCCUCUAGAGUGGUACAAAGAGGAGGGGCACAUUGGGCAUGACAGGGAGGGGCGUCUUGCACACUCAUACCUUCCCUUCCUCCCCUCCCUGCUUUUCCCCUCCCCCCUCCAGCGCCCAUCGCGCAACACGGUGGGCAAGGUGCCCCUAGAGUGGUACAAGGAGGAGGGGCACAUCGGGUACAACAGGGAGGGCAAGCGCAUUAUGAAGCAAAAGGGGCGCGCCUCUAAGGGGGACAAGCUCGACGAGUUCCUCGCCCACACUGACGACCCUGACGCGUGGAAGGUGGUGUACGACGAGUACAACGAUGAGGAGAUCCGGCUGACAGAGGAGGACAUUGAUAUGAUUCGUAGAAUCAGGGAGGGGCGCACCCCACACGCCCACGUCAACCCCUAUGAACCAUACCUGGACUGGUUCGACUGGGAUGAGAAGUGGGAUCCACUCAAUGCGCAGCCGGAGCCCAAGAGGCGCUUCACCCCCUCCAAGCACGAGGCCAAGCAGAUAGUGCGGCUGGUGCGAGGACUGAGAAAAGGAACGAUCAAGACUUUAGCGCAGAGGGAGAAGGAGCGGAAGCAGAAGGAGAGCGAGGGGCAGCAGCAGGCGGUGUACCUGCUGUGGGGGGACGACCUUAAAGCCAUCACCUCUCAGUCUGACAAGACCAAGAACGUCAACGGACUCAGCUUCGUCGCCGCUCCCAAACCCAAACUGCCAGGCCACGAGGAGUCGUACAACCCGCCAGUGGAGUACAUACCAACGGAGGAGGAGGUGGCGGAGAAGAUGAUGCAGGCGGAGUAUGAAGGCACCUCCGACUCGCUCUUCGUGCCCAAGCAGUACACCUCGCUGCGCUCCGUGCCGGCGUAUCCUCGCUUCAUUCGAGAGCGCUUCGAGCGAUGCCUCGACCUCUACCUGUGCCCGCGUGUCAAGAAGAACCGGAUCAUGAUCGAUCCUGAUGCGCUGCUCCCCAAGCUGCCCAAGAGGAAGGAUCUGCGUCCCUUCCCGCACUCCCUCUCGCUGCGCUACCUGGGCCAUCGAGCCACUGUGCGCUCGCUCUCCCUGCACCCCUCGGGGCAAUGGCUCGCCUCAGGCAGUGAUGACGGCACAGUGAGGGUGUGGGAGGUGGACACCACACGGUGCCGGAGGGUCAUCCAAAUGCCAGCGGCAGUCAAGCACGUGGCGUGGAGCCCUGCUGCCUCCCGCCCCAUCCUCGCCAUCACCUCAGGCACGGAUGUGGUGUUGCUGCCAGGGGAGGGAGGGGCGGAGGAGGAGGAGAGGGCGGUGGAGCAGCUGUUAGAGGCCAAGGACGGGUGGAAGGAAGACGCGGGAGUCGGGGUAGGGGUGACAUGGAGCGCGUACAAGGGGGAGGGAGGCAAGCUCAAGGGUCUACGGCUCAGACACCAGGAG